CUCCCACCCACGGUGAAUGAAGCAAACGCGUUGCCAAACUCACAGCCAGACCAUACACUGGCGACUACCAUACAAGUAGCCUGAGCCCACAAACACAUCUACUGAGGAAACCACACCUCCUCUCCUACAUCCCACCACCUUGUAUCUCUACCCCACUACCAUCGAACCCAUCACCACCUUCACCAAACACAUCACCACAACCCACCAGCAACCCCACAACCAUCAAAAUGCCAACCUCAACCCCCACCAUCUGCGCAGCCUGCGGCUUAAACGCCACCCUCCACUGCGCCGGCUGCCUCAACCCCCCGGCCUACCUACCAGGCCACACCAUCAGCGCCGCGUACUGCACCCGCGCCUGCCAAAAGCGCCACUGGCCCGUCCACAAACGCGUCUGCAGAGUGAUGGCGCAGCGAACUAAGCUCCACCGCGCCGCCCGCGUCCUCAAAACAGCAUUGCUCACCUACCGCACGACACUGUACGACAUCGCCCUCACGAAGAUCGACCUCCGCGACGGGACGCUCUACCUGCACCAGGAGGCCAGAGACCCCGGGACCCGCGUACACUUCCCGGAACAUCUUACCACGAAGCCCGAGGAAAGAGAGGCGGCGCUGUGCGUGAACCAGUGUACUGCCGCGAUGGCGCUGUUGAGUGGGUUGAUAAGGGGCCUUUUGGCUGGGAUGGACACGCGAAUCGAAUUCAUGGACCUGCAGAUCGGAAAAAAACCUCGUCCGACGAGACUCGUCCCGGGCCCUGACCCGACGGGGUGUCCGCAUACCGUGUUGGUGGUGACGAUGCGCCUCUCCGGUGAGGAAUGGGUGCUUGAUCCUACGGGCGGCCAGUAUGGGUAUCGCGAGGUUCUGGUCCCGUUUACGCGGUAUGUGGAUGAUCGCGAGGCGAAGCCGUGGGGAUAUCCGGUGCCGUAUGAUGCGACGGAGACGUCGGAUUUGGAUUUUCUGGUUGGUCUUUCGGGGUUAGGGGCGCGAAGGAGGGAUUUGGAGGUGGAGAGACGGGCGAGGGGGCAUUUUGCAAGGUUCGUGAGGGAUAAUGUUGGGAAGGAGAUGUUGGGGGGUGGUGCGGAUGAGUUCGAGAAGAGGUUAGAGGGGUUUGACAUGAGGUUGAAGGAGCAUUUGUGGGAAUUUCGUGUGUAGGGCGUGGUUGCGCGAGGUAGAUUUCCUUAGGCCGGUCGGGGUGAGAGAACAUGGGAUUUUGUUAACACUAUCGACUAGCCACUCGGUGAAGUCAUGGC
This is a messenger RNA of Aspergillus fijiensis CBS 313.89, 1246 nucleotides long. RefSeq names its product zinc finger MYND domain-containing protein. The record is from RefSeq and is a predicted model, not a curated record. Bases 228 to 1148 code for a protein of 306 amino acids. The transcript is spliced from 2 exons. Lineage: Eukaryota; Fungi; Ascomycota; Eurotiomycetes; Eurotiales; Aspergillaceae.